Molecule: messenger RNA, 474 nt
Organism: Quercus robur (English oak)
Lineage: Eukaryota; Viridiplantae; Streptophyta; Magnoliopsida; Fagales; Fagaceae
Exons: 1
Coding region: 1-474 (157 amino acids)
Source: RefSeq, a predicted model, not a curated record
AUGUCUGCCAUUUUCUUUCAUAAAUAUUGGAGCAUUGUGGGUUCCGAUGUCACCACCAUGGUGCUAAAUGUGCUUAACCUCAAUAUGUCUAUAACAGAACUCAACAAUACCAACAUUUCCAUUAUCCCAAAAACCAACUACCCCACCAAAAUAACAGAGUUUCGGCCAAUUAGCUUAUGCAAUGUAGUGUACAAGCUUAUCUCCACGGUGCUGGCCAACCACCUCAAAGGCAUCCUUCCCCAUGUUAUUACAGAGAACCAAAGCACAUUUACCUUAGAAAGGGUGAUCACAGACACUGUAUUAGUUGCAUUUGAGAUUAUGCACUACCUAAACCACAAAACUGAAGGCAAGGAAAGCUUCAUGUCCAUUAAACUAGACAUGAGUAAGGCGUUUGAUAGGAUGGAAUGGGGCUUUGUCAAGGGUGUCAAGGAAAAAUUGGGCUUUAAUAGGAAAUGGGUUAACCUCAUCAUGUAG